This is a messenger RNA of Oldenlandia corymbosa var. corymbosa, 1301 nucleotides long. NCBI's taxonomy places the organism in Eukaryota, Viridiplantae, Streptophyta, Magnoliopsida, Gentianales, Rubiaceae. The record is from the annotation of a GenBank genome assembly.
CGAUCAACUUACAUCAACCCUUUAGAACUCACUAUAAAUAUACCUCUAAGCUCGAUCCUUCGAGGCAUAACACUUGGGUGCUUCAUUUCCACCUCUGAAUUAAUCAUUUGUACUACUGAAAAAUGGCUAGCAUUUCUUCUUCUUCCAAAGUCUUGUUCCUUCUAACCCUAAUCCUUUCAGUCUCAUUUUCAAGGUGCCAGCUUGGGGAUUUGGGCGGUCUUGUGGGCGGAGUCGUGGGCGCGGUGGGGAACAUAGCGGACGGCGUCGGAAAGGCCGUCGGAGACAUAGUUGGAGGAGUUGUGAAGGGCGUCAGCGGCGCGGUUGGUGCCGUUGGCGGAGGUGGCAACGGAUCGCCGAGAAAGAUGGCACGAUCUACUACAGCUGCGCCGGCAAGUAUUCCGACUAAUAACAUUGAUGCCACCAACAAGCCUUGACCAAAAAGAAAAAUGUCACGUAUGUAAUUGGUUAAUGUUCCCUACGAAUAUUGUCCAUGUUUGAUUAGUUUCUUACCGCGUGCUCGUGCUAUAAGUCUCGUAAGAGUUAAUAUUUCCGGUUUCUAAAACUAUCUUAGUUAUGUAAACGGGAUCGUUAUUUUAAGAUUGACGGAUGGGAUAGUUACUUAGCCCGCCAAAUCAAGUGUAAAAUAGUAUCUACGUACUGUUGUGUUUCCUCUUGGUUUUCUAAUGUUCGUGAACUAUAUAUAUUCCGUACUUUUUCUCAUCUUCCAAAAUAGUUCUCUCAUCAAUCAAUAUUAUAUUAUUAUAGUAUAAUGCUCCUCAAGAUCAAAUAUCAAAGCAUGAGUAAAAAGCGUAAUUGAGUAUUGCUAUUAUGUUCCUAUUGAGAUUAAUUAAAGAAAUCAUGGGUUAGUAGAAAUCCCGAAAAGCCAAAAAGUAUAAAGAGAGCCCCAAAUUAGCUAGUAAAAUAGUUUGAUUGUAUUUUGCGCACUUUUAUUUUCUUUUUCUCAGGAUGCGUCCUGUCAAAAUCUACCAAUUAGUGAGGUUUUCUUGGUCUAACUGGCGGCGGCUUUUUGUACGUAUUAGUGAUCAACUUUUAUCCAGCAAUGAAAUGAGUGUAUAUCGUAGAGAUUGUAACGGAAAGAGAAAAGACAAAGUCUACGCCACGCAAGACGAUAUCUAAGUUGUCAAAGGCCUCUCCAACUUGUAAAUUCUCGCUUGUUUGAAAUGGAAUUUAGUGGGCGUACGUAUAAGAUGUCAAAAUAUUUUAGAAAGAUCUUACUGAAAUUGUUUCAAUUUUCUAGACAUGUUUAAUUUUCCACUUAACUUCUGAAAUGUGUAGCUGCG